Drosophila miranda is the source of this 896-nucleotide messenger RNA. Its product is annotated as putative odorant receptor 65c. Lineage: Eukaryota; Metazoa; Arthropoda; Insecta; Diptera; Drosophilidae. Gene Ontology annotation, molecular function: olfactory receptor activity; odorant binding. Gene Ontology annotation, cellular component: plasma membrane. The record is from RefSeq and is a predicted model, not a curated record. The transcript is spliced from 3 exons. Gene Ontology annotation, biological process: sensory perception of smell; detection of chemical stimulus involved in sensory perception of smell. Bases 66 to 896 code for a protein of 276 amino acids.
ACUAGUAUGGGUAAACGACAGCUAUCCCACACCUGCACGCUACACAUUAUUUGAUUGUCAUCGGAAUGCAAAUAAUUUGGGCGGUUUCCAUGGUCGUCUUCGUCCUGCUAUUGGUUACCACGCCCCUCUGGACACAGCAGGACCUUCCGUUGCAUGUUUCCUACCCUUUCCACUUACACGAUUCAUCAAAGCACCCCGUGACACACAUCCUCAUAUACAUAUCACAUUCUUGGAGCAUUCUGUACUUCCUUACGGGGCUCGUCUCUACCGAGUUAUCGAUCAGUAUUUAUUCGCAGCUAACGACUGGAUUGACUGUCCUGUGCGUUGAGCUUCGGCAACUCCACCAGAUCUGCGAUGGAGACGAGGAUCUGCUCCGAUGGGAGAUCAAUCGUCUGGUCAAAUCUCAUCAGAAGAUUAUCAGUCUGGUGGAUCGAAGCAAUGAGGUAUUCCACGGUCCUUUAAUCAUGCAAAUGAUCGUCAACUUCUUGCUGGUCUCCCUGUCGGUCUUCGAGGCAAUGAUGGCCAGGCACGACCCCAAGGUGGCAGGCCAGUUCAUACUUCUAAUGAUCUUGGCCUUGGGUCACCUGUCGAUGUGGACGAAAUUCGGGGACAUGAUGUCGCAGGAGUCGCUGGAAGUGGCCGAGGCUGCAUACGAUGCCUACGACCCAAGUGUUGGGUCCAAGAAAAUCGAUGGCAAUAUUCGCCUUAUAAUGUUGCGUGCCCAGGAACCAUUGAUCAUGAGAGCUACUCCCUUUCCCACUUUUAAUAUGAUUAACUACAAGGCCGUGAGUUUAAUGGAAGAACACUUGAAUGGUAGCACUGAGUGCAUCUUUUUUUUUUUUAUACUCAACCAGUGCUACGGAAUCCUCACGCUUCUGCUGAAUACUUUGGACUAG